Molecule: messenger RNA, 1371 nt
Organism: Lachancea thermotolerans CBS 6340
Lineage: Eukaryota; Fungi; Ascomycota; Saccharomycetes; Saccharomycetales; Saccharomycetaceae
Product: KLTH0D07524p
Exons: 1
Coding region: 1-1371 (456 amino acids)
Source: RefSeq, a predicted model, not a curated record
AUGGCUUGGCGAUUAAGGUUGAAUGGCCUUGGCAAGAGGUUGAGCAGCAAUUGGUCGCGGCUUUCUGAGAUCUAUGCAAAGGCAGGGGAUAAGGUGCCCGAUAAGCUUCCACUUUUGAAAAAUGAAGCUAAUCACAAAAUAAGGUGCGGAGUGAUUCUGCAGUCGUUAAAGUCACAGCGACAAUCUGCGUUCUUGAGCGCACUUCUUUCGGACGUCUAUAGUAACGACCAGUACUGGCAUGACCAGUUUUCUCAACGAUACUCAAAACGUGGCCCUAAACUGAUCCGAUACGGAGCAUCGCUAGAAGUUCACAGACUGGACAAUUCAAGCACUCUGUAUACCCUCCCCUCGCCUUGGCUACAGAAACAUGAUAUCGAAUUGUUGGAGAUGGAUGAAGUGAGCCCGGCUAAUGAUGGGUGCCACAUUUACUUGGGUUUAGGAAAGGCCCUUCCGGCCAUGGUCUGGACGACGCUAUCCAUAAGCGACACGGACUCAGAAUCACCCAUGGGAACACGCGAGGUCAACUGCAAAAAAGCGCUAGCUGGCAUGCGAAAGCUCAUUCAAAGCAAGUCCAAUGUCACCGAAUAUUUGAAAGACCUCGAAUCUUCUAACUUCCUUUACAUUACACAGCUGCUUGAAUCGCAGCUUUGUGACAAGAAUCACAUAAUGGAGCGCCUUAAGCAUGCUGUGAUCAAAAAUAUCUAUGAGACUGACACUUCUAUUUCUAAGUAUUCUCAACACCUCACCGAAAAAAAAACCAUCGAUGGAGAAAUUGACAAUUGGGCGUAUAAGGCACAUUCGGCUCUUCAAUCCCAACUCAAGCCGCGCUUGAAGCAGUUUGUGCACGGCCAGCUCUCUGUCUAUAAGCUCCACACAUAUUCUGAAAGCCAGCUAGAAUUAAAACUAAGGGAAAUGUGUGAUUUAUCAAGGACUUCCGAUCUGACGGAAAAAAUCAAUCAUAUUCGGGGAAGACUGAAUCUCCCUUUGUCUUCGCCUCCGGUAUGGGACAUGAAUCGCUUGCACCAAAGGGCCAAUGCGAUGCAUAAGGUGAUUAAUAAGUUCAUUUAUCAGCAAUUUUUCAAGUUUCAACUUCCGUUGAUUCUUUGUUCGGUCUUAGGUGUCUUAUCUGGUCAAUUCAGUGCAUACUCAAUGGGCUCUUUGGCUGCUUUGGGACUUGUCCUUGGGGUGAACCGUACGAUGCACCAAUGGUCAGCAAUUUUGCAGCGUUUCCAGACCGAAGUACUAGAGGAAAAGAGGCUUGAAAUCGAAGUGGCCCGUGGAGAAAUACAAACUGAGUCGAAUAUCAAAGCUGAGAAUGAAAGCCGGAUUCUUCGGAGUAAGGUUGAAAUUCUCGAAAAGCUGAGUAAGUAA